CAGCAAAAUAUCUCUUGAGCCCACUUUCCUUCUCCUCAGUGUCAGUUUGUUUUCACUUAUCUUAACGUCGAUUGGAUUCUGUAGUCAAGCGAGUCGAGAAAAAAAGCUAUAAAAGUUUUAAUACUCCUCCCAAAACGAGCAGAGAGGAACUCCGUGUUAGUUCAAACUCGUGAGCCGGAAAGUAACAACUAGAAGGUAGCAAGGAAGGCUAAUGUUUAGCUUUAACAAGAGGAGGUGCGCUCUUUUCUCUAACAGUUCAGAUGGCUGUACGCUGGCUAUGCAGGUAAGAGUGACAGUAUGGAGGUGUCGAAGUUGUGUGAAUGUAUUAAGACUACAAAAGUGGAGUAAUUCUGUCAAGGUGGGGCAGAGUCAGGUGAUCAUCGGGAGCUAGCUUAACGCGCUGACAGACAAUGGCACUCUCAGAGAGGAGAGGGUCUGGGUGUUGCUUUUUGGACCUCAAUCAGGUGUAAGAGUCAUUUAAGAGGUUUUUGGUCGUAUAUUAAUCUAGGUUUGUGUGUUAUAAACUGAUACUCAUUGAGGAAGCCCCUCUGAUGGUCUGUGGGAGGGGCGACACCAGCCCGACCGCAGUCCCUCUCAGUCAGUCCGUCGUUUGGUGCUGAAGCUGACCGGAGCAUCCUCGCCUCUCUCUGGGAUUACCUCCACCGGACGCCCCCCCUUUGCUCCACGAACAGCCCCUGCUUUGGCUGAUGGACAAAGACACCCGUAAAAAUGUGCGCGAAUGUGUUCGGAGUUCUGAAAAGGUGAGGAAAUGCUGCUGCUGCUACUCGGGCGCGCGCGUGUGUGUGUGCGCGAGAGAUAGAGAGGCUACAGCUGACAGCUCGUGGGGAUGCUUCAAGGUGUUUCAGUGAGGUGCAGAGGUGUGGUGGUGUCGUCGUUCCUAAAAUAGGAAGGGUACCCCCCUUCACGAGCUGCUGGGAGCGGGGUUUUCAGCGGUGACAUAAUGCGCCAUGCUCGUGCAGGAGGAGCGGUGCAUGCAGCCCGGAGCUGGGGAGAAGGUGCUCGAUAUGUUUUGGGGGGAAGGAAAGGAGGGAGCUGCUUACAUGUUACCUCAUGCUUUAGUUGACCGUCAUGCUGUGUGACUCAUAGGGAGGGGGAAUGCACGUAAUGGUCUUUGUCAUCAUGUAGUAAUCUGCAGAGUAACAGACGAGGAUCAUCCCAUUAAUCUGAGUGUCUAUGAACUAGGACUGAGCGAUUUGGCAAAAAAAAAAUGAUCGCGAUAUACUUUGUCAUAUUGUCCGAUCGUCCGAUAAGUAUCCCGAUCUUUGUGUGUAUUUUUUUAAACUGCCAGUUUUAAAGCAUCUUUACUAAAAAGUAAAUGAUCACGAUAUACUUUGUUGUAUCAUCCGAUCUCGAUUAUUAUCACGAUUUUUUUCAAACUGCCAGUUUUAAAGCGUCUGGACUAAAAACUUGACUAUACACGUCAAGCCCGAUGCGAUUUUGCGACUUUCCAGGGGGGAAAAGACCCAUCCCAGCGAAGACUCUUCCUGGGGAAAGUCCCGCCUCCUUCACCUCUGAUUGGCUAGGAAAGCUGGAAACGUAAUCGCACGCUCAAGCCAAAUGGUCAGCAUUUAUGGCCAAUCAGAGGCGAUAAGAUAAGCACAUGAAAUUAUGGUAACAAUCGUGAGCUUACGUUAGCACAGAUGAAAGUUAAAACAAAGGCGUUUAGCAAACUGUUAAAGCACACAAACCAUCGUCAUAUGAGAGAUCGGACACUAUGUUGUCCUUCAGGUCGUUAUCUUUGUAAUAUUUGUGGGGUUUUUUUUUUAUCAAAAAGCACUCUGUUCUUCGACAUGUAAACAAUCAGCUGGUCGGCCAUGUUGGAUAUACCGGUGAAUCAGAUGUCACAACAACACACUAUCUAAAUGGUCAGAAGUGGACACACAGAAUGCGAAACUUUAGAAAAAUCGACCACGAUCCGAAAAAAUAAAUGCCGCAAUAUUGCAGGACGGGAAAAUGUCGCUGACGUGAACGCUGUUAUUGACAGGGUACGGGUUUGAAAAAAAAUAUUGACGUCAGAAAUAAUCACACAACAAAAACGGUCCCGGUGUGCAAGGACCUUAAUGAUCACAAUGUACUUUGUCAGAUCAUCUGAUUGCGAUUAUUAUCUCAAUUAUUUUGUGUUUUUUUAAACUACCAGUUUUGAAGCAUCUGUACUAAAAAGUUAAGAAACUAGAGAUUAGUUCAACAUUUUAUUAACAUACAAAGCUGUUGUGACACACAUUUCCUUUAUGUUUGAUCGGGUAAAUAUGCUCUCAGCUGAUCAACGUGAUCAAAACGAAACUUAUCACGAUUAUUAAUCACGAUCAUAUAGUAACUAUUUUUUUUUGCAUUGCCACUUUUUUUUUUGCGGCGUUAACUUCCGUUGUUAACUUUCCGUUGUUGUGGCUUUUUUCAAUUUUUUAUCUGCACUUUAUUUGCAGCGGACUUGGAUUUCUUUUUUUCUUUUUUCAUCAGUAACUUUUGUUGCAACCACUUUUUUUUGCAUUCUUUUUUUAUUUGCAGCAGUGGCAGUUCUCAGACACCAUAGAUAAUCCACAAUCCUUAAAUUUCAAAGUCCUCCAGGCUAAAAAAAAUGACCCACUCUUAGGUGACCUUGUAGCCCAGACCAGGAGUAAAGUGCAAGUCUUAGGAAUGACGUACAGACUUUGACCACGGGACCGAAGGUUGGCAGAUUAAGGAGUCAGUGGAGAACAUAAAUAAGAAGGCAGCUCAUGUAGAGAGAGAGAGAGAGAGAGAGACAUAUCAAUCCUCCAGUCUCCUGUUAUAUAAGAAAGACAAACCAAGUUCCUCAUACAAGCCAAGACCAGAGAUAAAUUGUGGCGCAGCAUGGUACACUGAGUCCAAAGUUCCCCUAGAGAAUGAGGUAGAAGGACACCACUAUGCGUCCAAACAUCAGAACAUAAGAAUUAAGAAAAAGACUGAUCCAUUAACUUUUAAAUCAUCAGUCUACCUGCACAAAUCAUGAAAUCUGAUCAAAUAAAGGACGCAAAGUGCUUCUGAAGGGCAAAGAGUAGGAUUUAUGUCACUGAAACUACAGUGAGGAGUCGCAAGGUCAUGAUGUUUUGACAGAAAACCUAGUUUUGUGCCAACAGUAUUGUUGUCUUCUGGUGCCAAAUAUCAAUAAUUCCAUGAAUUCAAAGAAAAUAUUAAAAAAAAUAGAUUUCCCUUGUGUGGCAUGAGUGAAGAUAAGACUGUCUCACCAUGUUUUGUCUCACCCCUAUUGUACAGUAGUGAUGUUCUACACUCCAGCCAGUGGUGGGUGUCUGCGUUACAUCUCAGACACAACAUAUGAUCAAUCUUUCUAUGAUGAUAAAAAUAUUAAUAACUUGUGAAGCUACAUUUGACAUAUCACUUAAAUAGCACCAGAAGUUGUUAUUUGAUUAUAAAAAUAGUUGGAGAUCAACUAUCCGGCCAUUAAUUAGUUCAAUGACUUGAUAAAUCGAUGUUGCCCUCGUCUGCUGAUCACAGCAGACCUGUCCUGAGCCGGAAGAGUCUGCCCCCUUCUCCUCCUCUCUCCUGGACCAAAUUAAGGCACGAGGUGUUUGCCAAGCUGGAGUGGAUUUUACCGAGAUUAUCCUAAUAAAUACUCAGAUUUGCAAGCUCUGGCUCAUGCUGUUCAUCCACUCGUCUGUAAAAGCCCAGCCCCCUCGCCCCUCUUACAUAAAAGUACUUUAGGGAGAUGCUAAUACAUAAUCCUGUCUAUUCUAAUAAGUGUCACUGAUGCUGUGAAUAACAAAACAUCAUAUUGUGGGCUAUUCAUAUCCAACAAUCACAUUGUGCUUUCAGGCACACCUCGGCUGGUAAUGACAGCGGGUCACGUGACGCAACCUCUCCCCCCUGAGUCGUGUUCUUGUGCUGAAACUCCAAUCCGCUCCUUAUCUUAAUCCUGUGUUUUAGCCUGUAGAUGGAGGGAAGUUUACUUUGAUGUAGGCAGGGCGUCUUGAGCGUUGAUGGAGGGAAUUUCCUCACCAGCACUUUCCCCUUACUCUCUCUACACUCUUUUAUUUAUCUCUGUUUGUUUAAAGGCUGGAAGUGGUCUCUCAUUUCUGGAGAUGUACGAGGGUUGUGCUACGAUCACGGAUGGAUUACUGAGCAGGCUUAUCAGGCAAAAACAGAGGGGUCGAAAGAAACUGCUUCAAAUAGCUCGAGCUAAAAUCUGUUGUUAGGUCUCAGAGCUCAGUUCAAAUUGCGCCGUAUCGCAAUAUUAUGUAAAGAGAGCUUGAACUCAUCUAACUGCUGUUUUUCAUGUUAAAUGCAAUACCUGUGUUUGCUGCGUGUUCCUGCUGAAUCCAAAAUUAAUCAAUUUUUCAUAUUAAAUUGGCUCCAAGUAGAUUGGAUAUAACCAGCAUUAUUGCAGAUAGGGCUGGGCGAUAUGGACAUGACAUCUAAAAACCUUUUUACUUGUUCGUCCCCGCCCGUUUGCAUUGUGUGAAAUACGCUCCUCCUGAAACAUGGAGUGUUUUAUUUUGAAAAGAAGCCGGAUGUUUUAUUUUGUGUCUGUGCCCGACUUCCUUUUCAGCACUGGCUGAAUUUAACCUGUUAACAUAUAACUCUUGCAAUCAGCUGCAGAGUCCAGUGAUCCGCAGUGGGACAGAAAGAAGCCGAUGGAAACUGACACAUUAACUAGAACGGUUACGAUCAGCUGCGAUCGGCGGAUACGGUCUUUUUGUAGCCGUUCCGGAUGCGGUGGAAAUUGGGGGUCGGGUACAGUUUUCUUCAUGCUUGUUCUUAUUGAUAAAAUAACCACAUUCACAUCGCAAUCAAAGGUGGGGAAGUGUCCUGGUAAAAAGUUCCCAGUCUCCAUGUCCUUAGAGCUGGCUGUUGUACAGGUUAUUGCUACAGUGUACAAGCUCGUGGAUAUGUGACAUAUGGCUGCAGCCCCCCAGCCGAGCACCUCAACUCUACACAACAUCUUUAGCCAGCUAGCUUCUUGCUACUAAUCCUGAUCAAAUGACUUCAUAUUAAGAGAAACAAACCACACCAAGACUAGAGGACCAGAGUGGUUUCUUUGUAUGAAAAUAGAACCUGAAUCUAAAGCGUCUUCCAGUUUCACAGACACUCGGCUCAGACAGAGCCCUGCAGUACUCCGAGUUAUACUGUCAGUGUGGAUCCGCGGUUUCUGUAAGCUUUGAACUGGAGUCAGACAGCCUCCCUUCAUCUCUGAAGUGAGCGCUGAAGUUCAGGUAUGGCUUUUUAACCCACAGCACCAGAGAGUUCUGGUGCGUCUGUAUAUGAGAGACGAGAAAGAAAAAAGCUACAAAAUGAGAUGCAGAAGAAUACAGAUGAUAGAAGAUGAUGAAAAAGUCAUGUUGAAUGACCACCAAGACAUGUUAAAGGAUGAAACUAUUCUUAAAUCAGGAAUACACAGUCAUACUUUUAAGCCUCUGCACUGUGGGCAACCAAGUCGGUGGCCAAAGCACAUCUUUUGUGGCCCACGUUAAAACCGUGUAGAGUUAGCGAUGCAAAAAAGAGAUAUUUGAAUUUCUGUUUUCACAAACAGGCCAAAGCAACCGGAUUACUUUUUGACUGUAUCUGCGACUCCAGCUCUUUAUCGAUGGAGCGGUUCAAAAAGCUGCAGCACCAACCUUAACUCAUACUAACAGUGUGUCUUGCUAGGUUCGGAGGUAGAGCCAUCUUCAUGGUUGGCUCAUGGGUUGUUGAGCUCUGGUAAGAGAUGGUAAAAAAAUGGCCAGUUCGAGAGAGAAAAUAUUACAACUAAGAUUCUAAAUACUAAAAACAUGAAAACAAAGAGUGAGAUAGUUUACUCAAGAGAACAAUAGGCACAAAAAAAUCAGAAUAAAAACUUUGAAGAGGCAAUUUUAUGUCAAAGGGGUGAAACUUUCAAGUACAAAAACAGAAAAAAUGACUACAAAGAAAAAAGAUAGCUGUCGAAAAAACUUCAAGCAAACUGACUCCAAAAAGGAAAAAAACUAAAAAUACUCAGACUUUAAAAAAAAAGGGUAAACAGGUGAAAAUCUACAACAAAAAGAAAAGACUCCUCAAAAGUGAAAACAAGUGAUUUAAAGCUCCCUCUACUGGCUGGUUGUAAUCAUCAAAGCUUGUCCUCUCCAUGUUAACAGAUGGAAUAUAGCCCAAACUCUAAAGUUAAAAUGCAUGUUAAAUAAAUGUUCCUCAGACACGGUUUCCGUCAUUAAAGUUAGUUCUUAAUAUGCCAAUUGAAGUCCAAGGGGUUAACUUUCAUAGAAUUAAAUAUAAGCUUGUUAACUGAUGGGCUAAAAAAGGGAAAUAAUGCUACGAUUGACAGCACUGAUGAUGACACUGUUGAUGAAAACAUACAAACAAUACAUCAUUUAAAAUCAUUUUACAGUCUCUUAAAUGUCAGUACUAAUGGAUAAUGUUUAACCAAACCUUCCAGAGGUCAGUGUGAUGUCUUAAGGUAUGUUUGUCUGACUCCAAAUCCAAAGAUAUUUAAUUUAAAACAUGACUUUGACAAAUGUCGCAUUAGAGAAGAAAGGACAUUUUGACAUUUUGGCUGACACGAUAAUUUAAUCAUAAAACGCUGUUACUAAUCGGACCAAAAAGUCACUUUCUGCUGAAGGCGUAUUUCUAAGUCGUGGAGCUGAAUUGGAAGUACAUUUCCCGGCUCCAGGCACCUGUGACACACUUUGUUUAGCCAAAUAUACCCGCCUGAGAGCGGGGACGCUCUGAACUGUUGCAUAUUUUGGGUGCUGGUCAGCUGCGUUUAUCUCUCCCGUUCGGGGUUUAAAGCUCUGUGUGCAGGCAGGAUCGUUUUAAUGUGGAUUAGAGAGCGAUCAGCGUCAUGUCAGCCACCGAGCCGGGCAGAGGCACAGCAAUACUCCGACUGGUUGUCAUGUGGGUGUUCUUCUCCAGACCGAAUGUAGGUUAACCUCAUUCAUUGUCUUGCAUGAUUGUAACGGCACCAUUUCAUGAAUUUGUUAUGUGGGCACUUCUUCUUCACGUUCUUUCUUUAGCUGGGAUGGAUUUGAUCGAUUCAGAGUCUCACAGACAUAUAAUGAACUGAAAAGAGGUCAAGGGCAAGAAGAGGCGGAUCUGUUUAGUCGUUUUGUUUAUAGAACUCAAAUAAAAUCAUCGGAUUUCUGAGUCUGAGAGGCUACGCUGUGUUGAUAAAGCACAGGAUAAUUUUGACUCAGAGCUGUUUAUUAUCUGAGGUCAGUGGUUUUAAAGCAGCCAAACUAAUCUGCUCAUGUUUGUCGGAGCUUCAAUGAGCUUUUUUAUUUUGUUUUUGUGUCAUUUAACAAGCGGAUUUGUGUAUAUUUUAUGUGCGGUUGCAGCUCUGAACUGCAGGGGGGGCCUUGGCUUGUAGUGAGCAGAAAGUCAGUGGAGUCAGGUAUGUUGUUGGGAGUUUUCAAAAUUUGCAAAUUUACGAUCAAGAUUGAGUUUUUGCUUUUUAGAUUAGAUUUAAACUAAUUGGAUAUAAUAUUCUUGGCAUUGAGUGUUUGAAUCAGAUUUUUCCGAACCUUAAAGCUCCUGUGAGCAACUUUUAGUUUGUGUCAAAAUUAGCGCGUCCUCUGGUCCUCUACAUACUUUAAGUGUCUUCUAAGAAAUCUCUUCAUUCUGCCUUUAAAUAGUCAAAUUUGUUGUUAAUAUUUUCUGUAAAAAUAGCAAAAACAGAGCUGAUUAGCUGACAUUUACCCUCUCACACUGGUUUCGAGUAUCAGAAACGACACCGUAAAAUCAUCAGUCUUGAACAGGUUUUAGAAAAAGCGUUCAUCACACCUGCUUUAUUCAUCCUGAACACGUGUCAGUUGUGUUUCCUGCUGAAUAAUUUCAUCCUGCUGUGUUUUAAAAGUCACAACUAUCACUCACUGUAAGUCUCUGCUGUGGGAAAUGUCAACAAAGGCUGUUUUUGCUGCGCUUUGUCUUGAUCAAGCACCUGCCGUACAGCAGAGGUUUCAGGCAGAAUAAUAAUCAUAAUAAUUUGUUGCCAAAGAUCUGAUUUGCAUAAACUUUAUUACUGAGUAUAGUGUUCAGGUGAGGCUCUUGGUGAGGUAUUACUGGUUAAUUUAACACCUUUAUGAUGAUGAAGAACUGGAUAUUCAGAGGAAGUCCUACUGCUUUUUUGAUCUUAUAGCAUAAAUAGAUAUAUAAUGAGUAGAAUAUACUUUGAAUCCAGUACAAACUGUGGGAUAAAACUGCUGAGAAAUUUUCACUUUUCCAACUCUUGACAAAAACUAGAACGUUUUAAACUUUAGAAAAGUAGGACUGGGUGAUAUGAACUCGAAAUAAAAUCAUUUUUCAUGCUGCAUAUGUUAGUGUUUUCUGGUUCGCUGUGGUCUCGAACAGCUCUCUGUGCCUCAAACGUCUCCCACUCGCCUGCAUGCUUCUGUCUGUGAUGCAUAAAUAACUCAGUCGUGCUGCUGCUGCUUUUAUUUGUCACUGAAGUCAGGCAAACUUUGCAGCUUUGGACAUUGUUUGCUCGAGGUCCAACGCCGCGAAAAAAGAACCAAGAGGAGCUUUUUCUCUGACAACAAACUCCUCGUUUGUUUGUAAAGGAUGAUGCGCAGUGAACAGGUGGUUAGACGAAUCAGAAUCCUGACAGGGUGAGGAAGACCCUUAAAUCAAACUGAGGUGAACACGACUAGGGGUGGGAGAAAAAAAUCGAGACAGCAUAGUUAGGGAUAGUUUGCCUGGUGAUAUAUCGUAUCGUCACAUUUACCAAGAAUCGAUUUUUCAAAUUAACUGCUCAUACGAAGUCAAAUCUAUGAUAAUGGGGAAAAAAAUAAACCAAUGGUCCAGGGUCUGUGUAUUAUCCAUCCAUUCAGUUAUUCCAUUCAGUCUAGUAAACGAAAAACAAAAAAAAACGAGUUGAUAUUUUGUUUAUUUGUUUUUCUAUAUAACCAAAAAAUAAAAGAUUAGUGUUUGUUUUUGUAUUUUCAGUUCAAAACAGAAUAGAGAUGGAAACCAAAACACCGCCUCUCCGACCACCAUCACACAACACUCACAAUCACACACCAGUGGAGGACACACACUGGGAGCAAGGUGGGUUAAGUGUCUUGCCUAAGGACACAACGAACAGGCUUGGGAUAGGGGGGAAUCGAAACGCCAACCUUCCAGUUGCUGGACGACCGCUCUACCUCCUGAGCUACUGCCGCCCCAAACCAUAGGAGAAACAUACAGGAAAGACAAAUGCUAAGCUAUGCUAAACUGUUAAGCUAAAUUAGCUUAGAAGUUGAAAAAAUUAUAUAAAUCGCAAUAUUUUGUAUCACAAUGCUCACUGUAUUGCAAAAUGUUAAAAAUCGCAAUAAUAUCGUAUCGUGACCCAAGUAUCGUGAUAACAUCAUAUCAUGUGGCCACUAGUGAUUCCAACUGCUAAACACGACUCGUGCAAGAAAGGAUCUUAGUCAAAGUUUAUGAUCCCUGAGAAGGUUUUGUUAUGUAGAUAUUAGUCUGAGAUUCAGGAACCUUUUGUUGGAUUCUGUUCAGACUCCUGGGAAAGUUUGACAAAAGUCGUCCAAGAAAGAAAAAGAAAAAUGGAGGUUCAGUUCUCCAAAUGAAACGACGGAUCUCGUUAGACAAAGCUGGUAACAAUCCCAGAAACCAGUUAGUAAGUGACAGCAGAGUAGUGGAGCGUCAGGAUCGCUCACACGUAAAAAUGGAUUAUUUUCAUGUUUAAUGACUCUUCAGCCCUCAAGGCGUCUCCUCCGACACGUCGAGCUCGGCAGAAUGGACUGCAAAUGGGAGAUACAGCUCUGUACGCUCGGAUGAAUUUCUGCCCGUGAUUUUUCUGUGUGUGCCUGUGGGCGACCGUGCAACACAACAGCCAUUGUUUUAUACCAAAAGGGGCAUAUUUUAUGACUGUAAUGUACUGUCAGUGUGUGGAUGAGAUUAUUCCUGCUGCAGAUGUCGAGAGAAAGAAGUCAAACUUUCUUUUCCAGGUGAUUCAGACACAGAUCGGCUGAUUAGUUGGUGGUGAUUUCCGUGUGUGUGCCUGAGGUUGUAGAGUUUGUCUUUUUGCCAGCUGCUCUGGAGGAGAUCCAGACAUUAGUCGGGGGUCCUAUUCAACCAGUGAGCGUCUGAAAAGAUACUUUUGAAGUCCUCCACCCCGUUCUGUCCCGUAGACAACAAUGCGAGCUCUGCUGAGGAUCUGUUCCCGCCUGCUCUGAAUUGUUUCUCAUUGUUCUGAUUUGACUUUCAUGCCGCCUUUUUUCUUCCAGCCUGUUCGGGAAGCCCUUUGAUGGAGGGAAGAGGAUGGACCAUGGCGUCCCGCAGCAGCAGCAGCAACACCCGAUGGAGCAGCAGCACCAGCCGUAUCACCCGCAGCACCCUGCUAUGAUGCGGCUGUACGAGGUGCAGAAGGAAGUGGCGUCUCUGGGGCCUCAGGUGUGCACCUUCAGCGGGAUGCAGAACGAUCGAGACUACAAACGGCUGGAGCGAGAGCUGACGCGGCUGCUGCUGGAGGUGGACCAGGUGGACACGGAGGGCAAACCGGAGCUGCAAGGCGCCAGAAAGAGGGCGGCGCAGGAAGUGGAGGGCCUCCUGCGCUACUUGGAGGAGAACGCCAGUCAUCCGUCACGUCUUGCCAUCGAGGAGUUGAGCACCCAUGCGCGGCAGCUGGUGGACGAGCGUGUGGUGGCGCCUCAACGUUCAGGCGGGGUCGCUGAGAUAAACGACGAGCUGGUGGACGCCCUGCAGGAGCUCGUGCUGAGGCUCACCCAGGUCAAGACCGAGGGGAGGGUGCCGCUUCGCAAGGCGCGUUACCGAGCGCUGACACGCCUCUGCGCCGUACAGGAUGUCCUCGAAGGCCGCACGCAGCAGCAGACCCUUUCUCUGCCGCUGUCUGGGGAGACUCAUGAGGCGGUGAACCGAAUCAACCAGGUGAUGGUGAAGGUGAGCGUGGCACGCAGUCAGCUGGUCGCUCUGCUCAUGGGGCUGAGCGGGAGAGACAGCUGCGCCCACUUGUCCCGGAUCCUGACGGAGAUGCAGGUGGAGCUGGACGCUCUGGACGUUUCCGGGAAUGCGGCGAUCAGGAAUUACAGGAAACAGGUGGUGGAGGAGAUAAACGGGCUGCUGAAACAUCUGGACCUGGAGGGGGAGGGAGAGGACACACGCAGGUACAUGCACGCGGGUUAUUAAUUUUGUGUAAACAGAUUGAUUGUUAAAGCUCUUGACCAGAUUCUCAGAUCAGGAAAUAUUCAACUUUCCAGGCGGUUCUGCUUUUCAUCCGCAGCUUCGGAGGAGAACCGAGUAUUAUUGUUGAAGUCUGAAUCAUGCUUCACUGUCAGGAGUGAUUUAGACCCCACUCACUAGAGGAAAAAACUGAUCACACUAAAACGCCCCCCUCAUACUUCAUCAUGUAUAAGCAGACAUGAGUAUUGAUUCAAGGACCACUCACAUGGUCUCAUUUGGGCUCCUAGUUUUGAGGCUUGAUUUACAGCCAACAAGAGAUUUGUUUUAUGUUUAGGAAAAUAUCGGUGUAGCGACUGGGGUUGAGGUGCGCUUGCAUCUGUGACUCAUUAAUUCAUCAGUCCAGUUGAGUGUUAAAGGUGAUUUAUUGCUCAAAAAGGAAAGAAAAGUUACAGUCUAAUACUAAUCCAGGUCCAAACGUUUGCCUUCAAAUGAAAAGUGAUAUGAUGAAAACAGAAAAUUAUCAGAGCUCACUAAAACCCAUCAUCUCUGACUACACGAGUGUUAUUAAAUAACCAGCCAAACAUCCCAAAACCACACCCCUCAGUGUCGAUCCCCAGAAGUGACAUACCGAUUAGAAAUCAUAGCCUCGACAAAUAUAUUUUGGCUCCUACAAUCGGGGUGAAAUAGAAAGUAUAUGUCACAUUUAACCACAGUGGAGAUGUCAGCAUUUUGAUAUUAUUGUGCUCUGAAUUGUCAGACCAGCCAGAAUAAAAAAGAUUACUUUCUCUGAUGGAGUCUGAAUUGAAACAAAUAUUAGAGAAGAUGAACAAAACUUAAAGACUGACUCCUCUAAGCACACCAUGGAUCAAAUAUGACAUUUAAAAAUGUCUAUGCAUUUAUAUAGUUGGCACUCAGUAUUUGCCAAAAUGACCAAUUUAUUAGUUAUCCAAAGAGAAAUUUCAACUAAGCAACAAGUUUAUUAUAAAAAAUACCAUAUUUUUCAGGCGAUAAGGAGCACCGAAUUAUACGGCACACUGUGAAUUAACGUGUCUAUGUUCACACAUUAGGCACACCAGAUUGUAAGGCGCAUUAAGCAUUAAUUGGUUUAUUGUUGCUCGCGUGUAUUCCGGGCCCAGGUUGCUUUACAUGGAUGCACUUUUAGUUUAGACAUUACAGUGAGGCAGUCUUGUGCACUCCUCAGGGGUCCUGUUACGGGAACGAUCGGGUGGUGACACAGCGUACCACGAUCCUCCAAAUAUCCAUUGAGCGGAGCGGCUUCAUUGCUUACCAAAGUCAUACCAACACAUUUUGACAGAUUUUUGAGCGCAUUGUGCUACACAAAAUCAGUCAGCAAGCACGACAAGUUAUCAGACAUAAGGCGCGCUGGAAUAUAAGGCGCACUGUUAAUUUUAAGUGCGCCUUGUAGUCCGAAAAAUUGAGUAAUUGGGAAACAUCAGCGUCGGACAUGAUUUACCGGACAAGGCUAAGCUAGGUUUAAACAAUAUCUUCAUUCAUUUACAGAGUGUAGCUAACAUUAGAAGAGCUUAAGUGCACACUUUCCUCUUUUACUAAUUAUGUGGUAUUGUUGAAAUUUUACAUUUAAAUUUAAUAUGAUUCGACAAUGUAUGAUGUGUUGGUCUUUGUGGUUUAGAAGGACAUUUUGUUAGUGUGUUUAUCAAAUGAGGCCGAAUACUGUUGGUCUUUGUGGUUUAGGAGGACGCUGUGUUAUUAAUUGUUUUCAAAUGAGACUAAAUACCACAUGUUUGAGAGUAAAGAAAUUACGUAUGACUUUGAGGUUUGAAUGACGGAGGCUUAACCAGACCUGCAUUACAUUACAUGAGGCUAAAUAAGCUGCUGCUAGAACAAUUGUCCAACACUGUGUAGUUGCAUUGUGGGUAAUCUGGUUGCCUUGUUAGCUGAAGUUCAUCCUUCGGUUUUCAGAGCGCUGAUUUUGUGUUUGUCUCUGCAGAUAUGACUUGGCUCAGAACAACUCCAUCCGUGAGAUCGAGGCGGUGCGAGCUCACGUCUCCCACCUACGAGAGGGCGUCCUGCGGCACUGCAUGAUAGGCGAUAUGAGCUUCAGACCCAAAGCCGAGCUGCAGAGCCUCCUCACCCACUUGGACCAGGUGGACACGGCCAAGAACCCGUGCAUCAGAGAGGCCCGCCGCCGCGCUGUGGUCGAAGUCCAAGCUAUCAUCACCUUCCUCGACCUUCGUGAGGCGCUUGUCUGCCGCCAACCGGGCCCCGGUGAGCACCCCUCACAUCGGGCCGUGUGGCUGGUCCUGGGGAGCCUGUCGGACCUCCAGGCACAGGUGCUGGGCUUCGAUGGGAAGCGGGUUGAUAAGAGCUACAUGAUGCUGGAGGAGCUGCUGACCAAGCAGCUGCUGGCGCUGGACGCUGUGGACCCGCAGGGCGACGAGACCACCAAAGUGGCGAGGAAGCAGGCGGUGAAGUUUGCCCAGAACAUUCUCAACUACCUGGACAUGAAGACGGACGAGUGGGAGUAUUGAUCCGUGAGAAAGGAAAACACUGGAAGGAAGCCUUGAUGCUGGGCGAGGGCGCCCGAUUCAAACACCGCUGCAGAACUGACGGGAGCGAUAAUGGAGGAUGAUAAUGAGUGUAAAUAAAAAAGAAGUCAAAACUGGAACAUUAUCAUUCCAUGGGCUGUAAAUACUGACUCAAAUCCCCAGAAUGCACUGCAGCAGCUCUUUUAUUUCGUCUCUCUGUGGUAGAUGUGGCCGACCCUGCGACACAGAACUCUCUUUGUGGAACACUUUCUUAUUUUGGGUGAAACUCCUGAAUGUGUGAGUUAGUGUGCGUGCGUAUGUGUGUGUGUGUGAGUGAGAUGUCGUCGGUUGUUGUCAUGUUUGGUGUGCGUGGUUGUCGAAGCCUGCUGCUGCCAAAGCACUAAAUAAUGCCUGUUAUCGUAGCUGUUUCCUCCAGACUGCACUUGAUAUUGACUAAUUCCCUGAAUGCGAUGGAUUGCUUCACAGUUGCUUCCCCGUCUGGCCUGAUUUAACAAGUUGAUAGAGCAGAUGUGUGAUUAAAUUCAGUGACCUAAAUAGAAAGAGUCCAGGGCUACUACGAGACCAGGACUCAGCCCAGAACGUGAAACCUGUUGGUUUUAAUCAAAUUUCAAAAUUGAAGAAUAUUCUCGCUCUUUUUUUGCUGCAGAUUAAAUCAAUGGUAGUCUGAUUAAAUUUGUACAGAGAGGGAGAGGGACCAGUUAGAUCUUUUCUUUUCAGGUCUGAAGUUUUUCUUUAAAUUCUGACUUUGUUAUCAGAAUUAUUUUAUUUUGACAUUUAAGAAUUCAGAUCGAGACUCAAAAUUCUUUUUUGUCGUAGUCACACUUAAGAAAUCAGACUUUUUUUUCCAAUUUUCACUUUAAUUUUAGGAUCAAGGUCAGAAUUCUGACAUUUCUCUCAGAAUUUUUUCUUUUUUUAGAGAAGUUACAUUUGAACUUUACAGUUUUGACUUUGAUCUCAGAAAUUCUGGAACUAAAUCCAAAAUUAUGUCAGAAAUUUCAGAAUUUUUUCUUUUUUUACAAAAGUUACAUUUUAACUUUGAUCAACUUUGAUUUCAGAAUUCUGGAAUGAAAUCAAAAAUUCUGAAAAAAUCUAAGAAUUCAGAAUUUUUUCUUACAAGUCUGACUUUAAUCCUGAAUUCUGAGUUUGAAUCAAAAAUUCUUUGCCCUCCCUCUGGUUUUCCAAAAAUUCUGACUUUUUCCUAAUUUUGAACCUCAAAAUUAUGACUCUAUAUUCAGAAAUCUGAGAGUAAGUUCAGAUAUUUUACUUUUUCUGGACUCAGAAUGUUUCUUUAAAUUAUGGGAUCUGGGAAUCCUUUAUCCGGAUUUAUUCCUGAAUUUUGAUUUAAGACUUGCAGUUUUUUUUUCCCCCAAUUUUUACAGUUCUAGUUUAGAUCACAGAAUCCUGACUUUUUGUUAUAAGUUUCUGACGUAUCUGAGAAAUAUAAGAUUAAUUACAGAUUUCUGACUUUUUCACUGGAUUCUGACUUUUAAAAAAAUCUUGGAUAAAUUUCAGAAUUUUGGUUAGAAACACAGUAUCCUGACUUUUAUCUCAGAAUUCUGACUUGAAACUUUGAUAUUUGAGAUCAGUUUAAGUUAUCAGACUUUUUUCUAAUGAUUCUGACUUUGUCUCAAAACUUAGUUCUGUCGGAGGUCUUAAUCCAAACUUUGAUUCAUGAAAAUUCUGGCUUUGGGCUUCUUUAGAAUUUUGGUUUAAAUCACAGAAUCAGAUUUUUUUUAGAGUACACCUGAGACUUUUUUCUUUAGAAUUCUGAAAUUAAAGUCUUUUCAGCGACCAUUUCUUACGGCUUGACUGAAAAACUUUUUAGAGUUUUGUUUUCCCCUGAGAAUUCAGUUUAGAGUUUGAAUUCUGAGAUUUGUCUGAAAAAUAAUGAUAAUGGCCUUAAACUCAGAAUUUAGAGGAAAAGAGACCAUGAAAAAUUUCCAAUGGUCCUUAUCCUCUCCUGAAUGUUUUAAAUCUAAAAAAAUGAAGAUUACGAAUAAAUUCCCCCUGCUGUGAAAUUAGCUUUGAAAAACUGAGAGGGUUUUUUUGUUUUUGGAGCAUCAGAGAGGUGAAACCUCAGAGCCAGAGCUGAGCUGUUUCCACUGCUGCUGCUGCUGUUGACUGUAGGAAAUCUGUGUUUAAACAGAGAUGUAAUUAGAGACGGAUCAGUGGGAGUUUGCAGCCAUGGUGUAAGGUCACCCUCCGCCCCUGUGCCACUCGGUUUAUCCCCCUCUACAUUUGGUCCAUGAUUCUGGUAGCGCUCCAGUUUACAGGAGUGUGGCAGAGUCCUCCCAAAACCCUGCAAACUGCAGCUGUCGCAGGCAGACGGUCGAAAAAAGAAACGUAGACGACGCAUCAAUAAAGAGGGCAGGAAAAGAAAAAUCAGUGCAGGAAUAUAAUCUUGUGUGGCGGCCUGUCAUCUGUGAACAGGAUGUUUGAGAGAGAGCAGGAUGUUUGAGAGAUAAAAGUACCUUCCCCUCUUUGCUGCUUGUGUAGCUGUUAGUCUGUAAUGUGCUUCAAAUGUUUGUUGUGACGUUGUGCGAUCGCGUGAGGCUAUAAAUGGAUCAGGUCUGAAUUCAGAGACAGAGAAGAGGAGGAAUUUAAUUUUUUUUGUUGCUGUUGCUGCUGCUUUUUAUUUCUACCCACUUGCUUUCUCCUGAGUGUGACUCUGAGAGGUCCCUGGAGAGCGAGAGAGUAAGAGGAAGAGGAAGGGAGGCGGCGAUAUCCUCUGGAUUGACACAUCAAGGCUGAAGACAACGGGGCCACAGUUGAGUCCUGUGCAGUGGAGAGUAUUGACGGUGAUCAAGGCCGACUGAGCCUUCUAGAAACUUCUCCGAGCUGCUGCUGCUGCUGCUGCUGCUGCUCCAGACAGUGGGAGGGAGGGAAAAGACUGUGAGAGAAGUCCAAAUCUCUGUGCCUUUAUUUUCACCCUUCCCUUUGAGGUGGUUUGUGUCACGCAGCGACUGAUAAGAAGAGCAGAGCAGCCGCUUUUUUUCUGAUAUGUAUCCAUGCCAGAGCACUGAAUGUGUUUAUGGAGAGCACCUUGGCCGUUAUCGCCACUAGAAAUUUGCACUACUUGUCUGAAAUUUUCAAAUCAGUGUUUAUUCCCUCAAUGAAAACCUAAGCUGGUCACAAAAGGAUAGUAACCCGUGCUGCAGGCAAUAAGAAUUAGUCACCAUGUGCUUUCACACUGCAAACAGCCUCCAUCAUCGGGCUCUUAAGUGCAGCUCGACAACCGAAUCCCAAAAUUCAAAGUUCAAACUGAAUAAUAAGCAGAUUUAGACGCAUCACAGCGAUAUUAUGUAUAAACAAAUAAAUGAAGUCGUCUUGGAGAGAGAAGGAAUCUGAGAUGAUAAUUUCUGCAGAUGAUUCUGAAUCACAGAGUUCAGUUUUGACCUUGGAGACAGCAGCUACAAAAACGACAACACCAUCCUUUUUCCGAAUUGUUUCUAAGCUUUCAAUCAAAUCUUACGAUCUUUACCAGCAGAGAGACUUCUCCCAAAUUUUAACUAACUCCCAAUUUUUAUAAGAAUUCUGAAAAACUCCAAAAACAAUGUUUAUACUCCGACAGAGGAUCUCAAAACUUGAAGCGAAUGACGACUCAUCUAUGGAGCAUUUUAGCCUCUUUCAGCUUAUUUAGUUUUCAUGUGGCAGCUCAACUCGAAUCUAACCAACGUCAUGAGCCAACACUACUGCUGCUGGGGACUAGCUGGAGAACAAUUAGAGCAAUUAGAGCUAGAUGUUACUGCAGUGAGUCGGUGGAGACCAAAAAAGGAGCUAAAAACGAUAUGACGUGAUUCCAAAUAAGGGCAUCUGUCAACUCAGUGGUUCCCAAACUUUUCCUGCAGGGUCUCCUUCUCUAUAUACACUUAAAACUCAGUGUGUUUUGUGUUUAAACUGACGUCUGCGCAAAAUUACAAAGUUGAAAAAUUGAAAUUGAAAAAACCAACAAACUGAUUUUGUAAUUCAAGACAUUUGAAGUGAAACAGUAGAUGUACAAAACAGUGGACAUUGAUUUUACGAAGCCCUGCUGCAACCCCCAUUAGAACCUCUUGGGGGCAGGGGCGUGUUCUGGCUUUUUGGAGGGGGGGUGGCCUAAUUCAGGCGCCAACAUUGGGAGGGGUGGCCGGAGUAGGUGUGGCAAUUAUCCCCUCCGUCUUCGACUAUAUUCAUGUUGAAGUACAAUACAUUUGUUACACUCCUAUGUUUAUUUAUAGUACCGUAAAAAGAAACAGCAAAUUUGCUUCACAUGUGUAAAUCUUCUAAUAUGGAAUUUUUAAAAGGUACAGUACGUAGAAAUGGGGAUAUUUAUUUCUGGUGGUCAGAUUCUUGAUUGAAGUGGUUUGGCCCAAGGGGUGGCCAAACAGAUGCCAAGGGCCAGUGCCACCCCUCUGACACACCCCUGCUCGUUGAAAGUUUAGGAAUCACUGUAUUUCCUAUUUGAUCUUCCAUAUCAACUCUUAAAGUGACAGUACGCCUAUUGUUCAUUUGUUGUUCACAGCAGUGCCCUAAAGUGACUGAAAUAUCAGUCACUACAGAUUAAAAAAAUGAAUAAUAACUCAUCACCAAUUCACCAAGUAUGGCAGCAAAGAUGAUACUUUCUCAAACGUUUUAACUGCUGCAGUCUUGAUUAAAAAGUCCUAAAGUGCUUUGAAAACCAUCCAAGCAACAACUGCCGAAGUAAACCGUGUCAUCAGCGAAAAAUCAACGACUAAAUGGAUCUUAAUGUUCGAUAUUUGGCGUAAAGAAACUCCUUAAGGAUGAAAAACUGAAGCUUUUGAUCUCGUCUGAUUGUGGCAGACAGCUGAUGAUAUCCAAGGCUGACAACGCUUCUCCUUUGAUUUUCAUCGUCUUCCCUUCUUUCUCCUCUUUGCAGUGUGAACACAAAAUUUAAGGGUCAAAUGUCCGAAUAGCUGUGAUCUUUGUCACUCGUCGCAGCUUCUCUGACAGUCGUCCUGCGUGUCACCGCUUUUUGGACGCACAAAACACAAAAUCCGACGAACUCCCUUCGGACCCUUUUUUCGUGUGCAUUAAGCUGCUGCUGGAGGCUUUUUUUUCUGGCUGGUAGCCUGCAGCUCGGCCUCCUGGGUACGGAGCUGAGUCAUGCGGGAGGAGAUUAGAUUAAACAGCGUUCAUUAAACAUUGUCAGCCUGCCUGCCUGCCUGCCUGGCUGCUGUUGCUACAGAUGCUUUCUCACAGUGAACCUUAUGCUCUCUCAGACCAAACCAACCCGGACACACCUUAAGUUCUCGUGCUCUUUUUGUAUGCAGUAUUAGACAUAUAAAUAUUGUACAUUUGAUCCUCGCAGUUCGCUGCAUUUCUGUACAUUGCUUGCUUUUGAAACGUUCAUCUGAAUAAUUUAUCAAAAAGUUUUACACUAUAUAAAGAAAUGUUACUUAGAUCUUUUUCUGCAUCUUUGUUUGAAGUCUCUCAAAGCCACUUUUUAUUCAGUAUUAUCCACGCCUUCAGGGGUGGGCGUCCUGGCAACCCUACAGAUUUAUACUGUGGUUCAAACUUCGAAGGAGGUAGGCAGCGAGGUAAACGUUUCUAAAAAUGUGGAGGCUGUUUGUUGUCGUCCAUGCCGGCGAGAUUGUGCGAGUAAUCCGUCCGGGAGUCACAGCUUUUUACUUGUGCGCCUCGUGAACAUACAGCGUAAAGUCACAAACCAGUUUCACUUCGGAGAGCUUGAACUGACAGCAGUGUUUUGACAGAUUUCUGUAGCUGUAUGUGAUCAAUAGGAGGACAAAUUGAUUUUCUAGCUCCAAAAAUAACGCUUACUUAUUUUUAUGAAAACGAGUAGUCCGUGCAUGAGUGUGAAUGUUUGUUAAUGACUGAUCUGUAGGACUAGGAACCAUCAUAAAGCAACAUUUAAAUAUAAAAACGCAGAAAUUUUCUUGUUUUUCAAAUUGUUUUUCUCUCUAAAAGACCAAAACUACACGUCUCUUUAAAAAAACCUCAAAGCUUUUAAAUAUAAAGGCUGUAAAAACUGUAGAUUUAUGAACGUCAGGAGCAUUUGUGAGGAUUACUUCCAUCUGCAGAUUGAUAGAAAGAGUCAUCUGGUCCAACAGUGGAUAUGUUUACAUGGACCGAACUCUCUGUUUUAUCCCUGUUCUGAAAAUGACAAUAUUCUCCUAAAUGGGUUUAUGUAACAAGCACAAAUAAUACUGUCAGCUGCAUACGCCUGACACUGAAAUCAGCGAACUCUGCAGGUCAUAAUUUGGACAUAUUUUAGCUUGAUGCACUUAGAAUAUGACUUCAGUUAAAUCUGGAUUAUUUCAAACAAAAAAAAAACCCUGUUGUCAUUUUACAGCCAGAAUCUGUAGCUUUUAUUUUACAACUCUCAAAUAAGUAAAAAGUGCAUCAGUAGUGCAUCAGAUUAUUUCCAUCUGAGAUUAACUGGUGAAUAAGUAAAAAUCUUUAUAUCGAGCAGGAACCUCCUGUGAAAAGUGCAAAAAAAAACACAAAAAAAACUGCAGUUCCUCUUUUGUCCACUAGAGGCUGACCCCAAAAGGCCACGACUUCCCAUUAACAACCAUGUUAACUUUUACUGCAAAGUUAAACCUGCUUUUUAGGAGCUGAAUUAGACCGUAAACUCUUCUGACUUCAGUUCCUGAAUAUUAUGGAAGAUGAGUUUUUGAAAACACACCUAUUAAGAUCAUUUAAAAGAGUUAUAGAUACAUUUGCAUAAAUAGUUGUUGUGGCUGUGUUUUCCUAAUUGCCAGGAAGUUAAAUUUUACUUCCACUUCAAAGUUAGCACCAACAGGGUGAUCAAUAUUGGUGGGCUUUGAUAAUAUUGAUGGAAAGCAGUCAUUCUCCCUUCACUUCAAUUUUGUCAUAAAUGGGAAACCUGUUCGAUUUAACCUGUUUUAUAAUCUGAAUGAUCGUUUUGAAGUCGUGUGCAUGUAAACAUAUUAACUGACUCAUUUGAUGGGUUUGAUUUUAAUCGUUUUGAGACCAAGAUGAAUCUCUGUGACUCACAGGAUUAAGAUAUAUCAAUCUUUUGACACACAGAGAGCUUAUUAAGAUAAUGGAUUUAUUGUUUCGCUCAGAUUUAACACAGUGAUAAAAGCUCCUAAACUGUUAAUCCAGUCUUCUUUGAACCUGUUUUAAAAAAAUCUGUCUUGGAUAGGGUUUAAAAUGUCACUGGAUUAAUACAGAGGUUUAAAUAAUAAUGCAAAAUUUAAAAAUCGAAGCACCUUACGCUUAAAUAACCUGGCGUACAUGUCCCUCCGGUCUGUAUUCACAGUCCUCUCCACUAAGAUGCUCUGUUUCCCUGAACACACACACAGGACUAAAACACUAAAAGCAGCUCCAGGUCGUCUUGAAUAUCUGAACUUGGUGGCACUGGAGUCCAUUAGUGGAGAGUUUCAGGUCCGGUGGGUAUUGGAAGGCAGCUGUUUGACGUCUAUAAGCCCUUUAAAGGACGAAGCAUUCACACUGGAAAACAAACACUGAGUGUCCUGAUGAUAUCAGGUUUGAUUCUCCUUCCUUUAGUGUGAGCGUAGUCGAUGAAUAAUGUUUGUUUUCUUUACUUAUUAUGGCGCCAAAGUUUAUUUCAGUAAGGUGAGAUUAUAAUACUUUAGAGGGAACAGAAAGGAUUUGGACUUGAUGGGAGAGGAUGAAGUUUAUGGUUGGAAAAGGAAAAUUUAAGAUCUGAAUUUUCAAGAAUCGGACAAUUGGAUUAUUUUUAAAUAAGAGAAAACACUUUUUCCAACCACAACAAAAUGGACUCUGAGUGAUUAAGUUAUUUAAAAGAGGCAACUCUGAGGUUCACCUGUGAGACCAGGUGUGCAUUAUUAGGUGUUCAAACCUCAAUGUGAACCAAUCAGAGCGAGGCUGUAGUACUUGUUCUGCAUUACAGUAUAAUCCAGUUUUCUAAACUCGGCCAUCUUGGAGGAUUACAUCUGAACUUUGUCAUUACGCGUUGGUUUCUAAUGAAUCCCUGUAACAUCUUUAUUGGCACCUGUACUUCUUGAUUUUAAUGUUUUCUAAACCAAAGGAAUCCACUUUUCUCCGUCCCAAAGUUUGAGUCCAGUAGGUCCACAAGCGGCUGACAGUUUUCGUCAUCGUUUCCCAACAAAAGGAACUUUUUUUGCCACAGUGUCAAGAGACAGAGGUUGAAAAUCACAAACUACUUUUUCUGGAUUUGUUCUGAUGUUGAUUGUCAAGAGUUCAUUACUGCUUUUAGAAGGUUUUGACCAAUCUUAAUAUAUGCAGCGUUUGUAUUCCACACGUCUUUAUCGUGGGAAAAAACUCAUUGUACCAAAUCUGAAUAUGUUUGAGCUCAAGUUCAGCUGGUGCAACAUCCUGCUGAUUUCAGAGAACCCACUUUAAAAAGGAACGGAGGCUGCAAAUUAAGAUAAAAAUGAUCUUCCUUGUUGAGCUGAAUCCCUCUUUCUGUCGUGCACUUUUUAUGUUUUCAUGUCUCUUCGUUUUUCACUGUUUUGCCUUUCUUUCUGCGAAUGACAGGAAUGUGUUCAGCGAGAGAAAAAGGGGGUUCUGCAUUGCUGUUAUUUUCCAGAUACGUUUUCUUAAGUCGCCUUUAACUGCAUUGAUUGUGACAGGCUUUUUUGCUGUUUCUCCUCUGAGACGCGCUUGUACAAAAAGCACACUAAGACAGGAAAAAAAUAAUAAUCUGUGUGAAUGCUCCAUGGAUGGUUGUGUUUUGAAUUUGUAUUCUCACUGUAAAAUAAAGACAGUGUGUCUCGAACACUGAAUCUUGAUGCCUUUUCUGGUUAUUCCUGAGUCUUGCUGCUCUCCGGGGAACACGUGAGAACCUCUUCUCAAGGUGAUCGCGAUCAGCUGAAAGUUUCCAAACGCUCUCUCUCUCUGGUUAUUUUCAGAAAACGUACAGUUUAUCGUCAGGGGACGGCAGAUAAAAACAUUUCAUGGACCACAAACUGACUCUCUGCUGUAAGAGGGGCAUUAAAAUUUCAGCUGAUGCUCUCAUCCGGAGCAAGGUGUCUCUCGCACAAGGGCACUCUGAUAAGACACAUGGCUGCUGCGGGAAUCAAACGUGCAAUCUUGCAGAUACGGGAUAGUUUCAGUGAGAGAUAAAGUUAAAUCAAGCGUUUACACUUCAGAUGCUGAGGAAAGGAAAGAUACAGUUAAAGGACAAGUAAGCAAAAGUCACGAACUGGUGAAAAAUACAAAGGAAGCGUUUUAUCGACUGCUGCCUCAAACAUCGUGAAUAAAUUAGCUGUAAUAAUAGAGACAGAAAGACAUGCUGGGUUAGCAGUGUAUGAACCAUAGACUGUAUAUACUAUGGACAACUUGGUUCCACCUUCCACCUGUAUACGGAUUUGAAGCCGAAAAGCUCUCUGUAAUUCUGUGUUUUUCUUCAUUUCCUGAAACCAACAUUGCGCUGUAGCAUUGUGCGCAUGUGACAGGAGAGUCGCAGAGUUGCUGUGAUGACGCUCGGCUCAAACAGCGUAACCCUGGGUGAGCUACGCAAUCUUCGUACCCCCAUAGGCUGUAUCAAGUGUCAAUCAUAGAAAACAUGAACCCCCUAAUAACUUUUAAAACCGGAGCUGUACAGAAAAAAGAGGACUUGAGCACAAACCAGUCUUACAGUAACUACAUGUCAACAUCGCAAGCAGGGGGGAGAAACAUUUAUAUUCUGUGUAAUAAAUUUCUAAAGUUUGUCUACAGCUCCAUAGGGAUUGCUGGAGGAGGCAGGAUUUAUGACCUAUACUGCAGCCCGUCACCAGAGGGUGCUGUUCUCGCGGUGGCUUCACCCAGCGAGGAGGCAGACUGUCCAUUCUAUAUUCAGUCUAUGGUUCUGCACAAAUGCGACAGGUAACAUGUUUACAACUUAUCUUUCUUAAUUUCACGACAACAACUCUGUAACUCGUACACGCACACACAGGUUAUUCUCCCCAUUCUCAGAGUGAUGCCUUCACUGACAUUAUGGAGAGCUUAGUAACGGCCUUAAUGAGAAAUAACAUUACUGACAAGAAAUUCAGUCCAUCACAGUAAGUUACACUUCGACAAUCGUCAAUGUAACAAACAAGUCAUAUUUUCCUCAUGUCAAUCUUAAUUUAUUUGUGUUCAAACCAGCUCUAUACUGUCUGCUGUUUUAAGUAUAAAUGUUUGUGUUUCCUAUCUUACUGGUAGUCACUGAUUUUUUAAGUUUAUUUAGCAGCAAAGGUGCCCAAAAACAGAGCUAAAGAAGAACAAGCAUUCAUAUCCAUGAUUUUAAAAAAUAAAAGUAAAUUAAAACUUAUUACAAAUUUUGAUAACAUAAUUUUAUGGUAUAUUUGAAUUAAUAAAGUCGUACAGAGAAGCUGAGUAAAGAGAAAAGUGACGUUUUCAAUGGCUAACACUAGCAUAGUGGCCUCGCUUAUAUAAUACUCAGUAUUAUCAGUCUCGGCUCAUCUUUGCUUUUCUUGUCACGCUAAAAUAAUCUCUUCUGACCAAAAUCUCUCACCUUGCUGACUCUUGACAGUCAAAUAUAUCAUUAAUUAUAGAUAUUUUAGGUAGAGAUAUGAAUUUAAAUCUUGAAAAGUUCUCCUCACUGGAGUUUUAACACGUGACAUUCAAGUUUCAGUGAGAAACUUUCAGUUUGUUUUGGUUUCAGCGCCCCCCUGUGGACAAGUAGAUUAAUUUUUAUGCUGAUUUUGUUUUUUUAAAGAUCUCAUACUGCCUUUUAGUGUCGCUCACGGAUAAUAUUCACCUUAAAACUGUACAUGAAGUUUGUUACUUUAUCUGACACCCACCCCGUCACAGCGGUCGACAAAUAAUAAAUAUUUCCAGUCAGUCUUGAUCGCUUUUGUGACUCAGACACUCAAAGAUAACACUUCAGUUUCUCUUUGCUCAGAGCUCUUGUUGAAGUUAUUUUCAGACUGAAGUUCAGGGUUCGAGUCUGAAUGAGAGUCUUUCAACUGAGAAUCUAAGGUCCACAGAGGUCCGGCUUCCUCGCUCAUGCUCAGUCUCCCUGGUGAUGAUGGGAUGCAGGUCAGAGGGUUUCAGGGGUUUUCCCAGAGAAGAUCACACCAGGACCGAGACGAGACCACGGUCACGUUUGCCGGUUUCUGACCGCCAGUCCGCCUCCACAGAGAGACUCUCCAAGUGUGGGAUCGGCUGACCUUUCACAUGGUGAGCGGCGAACACUGAGCCUCUCUCAGCUCGAGCUCACGUCCGCCCUCCAUCAUCGGCAGUGAGCGCAGCACUAACACACUGAGCGCAGCCACCCUGAGGUCAGGUCCAUUUACAUUUGGAGGGUUUGAGCUGCUGUUUUUCAUUCACAGAGGCGGAGAGUCUGUGAAAACGGAGGAAAAUCUGAACAAAUUCCUCGACUGCCAAGUGUUUCUUUUCACGGAGAAUCUCUGCCAAAACGCCAUGUUGCUUUCCGCGUCUUUGAUGCGUUUCCAAAUGACAUGCUGGAGGGGGACAUGGUAAGUGGGUUUUAAUCUGCUUAAUAACGCUAAAAGACAGGCUUAGACUCAAACUGAGACAAAUGGAGAAGACUCAUCGAACAUCCACAGUUACACGAAAACCGGGUUUCUUUUGAGGAAGAAACCAUCAAUGUGGAGUUUCAACCUGGAUGUAUAAAAAGCAGAUAUCUGUUUCCAAGAUACAAAUACAUCCAUCCAUUAACUUUUGUUCUGCUGGGGGUGGAAACAAUCCUACGCUGAGGACACCUUGGACAGGUUUUCAGCUCAUUACGGAGCCAAUGUACUGUGGGGCUAAAGACAGACAACUAGGUGCACUCACACUCACACCUAUGGGUGAUUUAGAGAGUUGGCCUAAAGUGCAUGUCUUUAGAAUGAAGGAUGAAGCCAGAGGUAACCCACUCAUGCAUGAGGGAAACAAGCAAACUCCAACCCUUACUGCGGUGAGGUAAAAAUAUACAAUACCGCAGGAUCUGGAGAAAGUGUAACUCCCAUAUGAUAAAGUCUGCAGAUGUCACCAUGAGGGUUAAUAUCUGGUAAGCUGUAAUUUUGCAACAUCAACGCUGCAACACAAAGAUAACGAAGCAGCUUUUUCUGUCUUUAGUAACUUAGAGGUAGACUUUAGCAAGAAAUACACUCACAACAAGGGAUGUUAGGGAUGCACAGUGUUGUAUUCUAGCCUAUAUCCAAUAUGCUGACAAUUCCAACCUAAUUUAAGGUAUUAAUAAGUGCAUUUUUUGUCUUUUUUCAUUGUAAAUUUAUCAGUAGAGGCCCUCAUUUUCAAAACUAGUGCAUCUCACUAAACUCAAGUCAUAGCAAAGUUACUAAUGGUGUCAAACCACUGAAAUAAAGAAAGAUUAACCCUAACCCAUAACCC
Xyrichtys novacula (pearly razorfish) is the source of this 25889-nucleotide messenger RNA. The record is from the annotation of a GenBank genome assembly. NCBI's taxonomy places the organism in Eukaryota, Metazoa, Chordata, Actinopteri, Labriformes, Labridae.